This is a messenger RNA of Naegleria gruberi, 1289 nucleotides long. Its product is annotated as pyruvate dehydrogenase E1 alpha subunit. Lineage: Eukaryota; Heterolobosea; Eutetramitea; Acrasida; Naegleriidae. Gene Ontology annotation, cellular component: intracellular membrane-bounded organelle. Gene Ontology annotation, molecular function: pyruvate dehydrogenase (acetyl-transferring) activity. The record is from RefSeq and is a predicted model, not a curated record. The transcript is spliced from 3 exons. Gene Ontology annotation, biological process: pyruvate decarboxylation to acetyl-CoA. The coding region runs from base 35 to 1270 and encodes 411 amino acids.
CUCCAAUAUAAAACCUUCUUCUUUUGUUUAAAAAAUGAUGAAGAAAAUCGUUUCUGGUACCUCUGCUAGCAGACGUAUCACUUCUGUUGAAACUGUAAAGAAGAUGUUGUUCGCUCAACAAAGCAGAUUUGAAUCCAAAGUUUAUUCAUUCAAUAUUGAUAAGGAAAAGGCUUUCAAGUUCCAUCUCCCAACCAAACAUAUGGAAGGUAUUAACUGGGAAGGUCCAAAGUCUGAAGUUAAACUCACUAAGGAAGAAUUGAUUGCCAUGUACCGUAUGAUGGCUUUGAUUAGAAGAUUUGAAUUGGUUUCUGACCAACAAUACAAGGCUCGUAACAUUCGUGGUUUCUGCCAUUUGUACAGUGGUCAAGAAGCUAUCUGUGUUGGUAUUGAACAUGCCACCAAUCGUGCUGACUCUGUCAUUACUGCUUAUCGUGAUCACGGUUUCCAAUUGUGUAGAGGUGGUUCUGUUGAAAGCACCAUGGCUGAACAAUUAGGUCGUGCCACUGGUUGCUCAAAGGGUAAGGGUGGUUCUAUGCACAUGUACAAGAUUGACCAAAACUUCUUUGGUGGUAACGGUAUUGUCGGUGCUCAAGUCCCAGUUGGUGCUGGUCUUGCCUUUGCUCACUCCUAUUUGGAUAGAUUGAAUAACAAGCAAACCAAGGAUAAGAAUGUUACUUUUGCUCUCUAUGGUGAUGGUGCUGCUAACCAAGGGCAAAUCUAUGAAGCUUUCAACAUGGCCAAGUUGUGGCACAUUCCAGUUAUCUUUGUCUGUGAAAACAACAAGUAUGGUAUGGGUACUUCCAUGCAACGUUCUUCUGCUUCUACUGAUUACUACACUAGAGGUGAUUUCAUUCCAGGUAUUUGGGUUGAUGGUAUGGACAUUAUUGCUGUCUAUGAAGCUGCUCGUUAUGCUAAGGAAUAUUCUCAACAAUUUGGUCCAAUCGUUCUUGAACCAGAAACUUACAGAUAUUAUGGUCACUCCAUGUCUGAUCCUGGUAUUUCUUACAGAACCAGAGAUGAAGUCAAUGAAGUCAGAAAUACUAGAGAUCCUAUUGCCAGAUUGAAGGCUAGAAUGAUCGAACAAGGUAUUGCUACUGAAGAUGAAUUGAAGGAAAUUGAUAACCAAGUUAAGGAAGAAGUUCAACAAGGUACUGAAAAGGCUAUUGCUGCUCCACUCCCACCUCUCCACGAACUCGUUGAAGAUGUCAUGGUUGGUCCACACGUUGUCAGAGGUAGAACUGUUGACGAAAUGUACUCAUUCAGUAAAUAAAUUAAUUUGCACUCUUUUC